Molecule: messenger RNA, 8910 nt
Organism: Drosophila ananassae
Lineage: Eukaryota; Metazoa; Arthropoda; Insecta; Diptera; Drosophilidae
Gene: tud
Product: maternal protein tudor
Exons: 8
Coding region: 520-8085 (2521 amino acids)
Biological process (GO): spermatogenesis
Source: RefSeq, a predicted model, not a curated record
GUAAAAAAGCUUGUAAAUUGCCAAGCUGGCAGCACUGUCGUCGUCGUUGUGGAAAAGUUGGUCGCAGUGGUACUUUCUGAUUUCACAUUCAUUUCGCGUCUAAUUAAUUGCUUCUUAUACUACGAUUUAACUACCACGGCUCACAGCCAAUACGGGUGGAGCCUUGCCGAGCAGGCCCGCUUCCUUUGAGCACCCCCAAGAAAUUCAAAAGACUGAAACCCCCGAAACUACAAAAAUCGCUGCACCUGCACACAUAGACGUGUAUGCAUCGCGAUUUUCAACAUCACUAGCAAUCGAAAGACUUUCUUCCAUUUAAUAGAGUAACCUGAAAGGGCCCCCGCAGCCAUUUAACGAUAAACUGUGCCACACUCUACCCCCAGAACGACCGUCCGCAAAGCAAAUAGAAUUAAAUAACAGGGAAGAGAUAGCCAACAAGUAAAGUGGGGCGCGCAGGGCGUUAUUUCAGAGUUUCGCUUUAAGUCUGGACAACGACGACGACAAAACCGAAAAUUUGUAACCAUGAACGGGCAGAGCCCAUCAAAGGUGGAUCUGUACAUCACACACCUGGAUCACGUUGGCCCGUACCUGAAGAUAUACGGCCAGGUCAACAGAGAUGCCGCCUUCUUAGUUAGCAAGCGGAUCGAGCAGGUGCUGCCCACAUGCUUCGCCAUCGAGCCAAGCUGGUCUGUGGAGCGCCAGCAGGCGUUGCUCACGCCUGGCACUUUCUGUGUCUUCAAGAGAACAAAUGGACCCGCUCCUGGGGAUCUGGAGUAUAUGCGUACCCGGGUGGUGAGUGCCGAACUGGAGGGCACGAAGAUGCGCACUGAAAUCGAGUACCUAGACUACGGAUUCAAGCGCAUGGUAGAUAGCCAUGAUUUAAUGUUCCCCAAACAGCCAAAGCUGCUACAGAACCUUCCACUGCUCUGCACGCAGUACAUAGUCCUCGGCAUUUGUGCCGAGUGGGAUCAGUCCGAUCUAGCAGUGGUCCAGAAGCUGAUCGUCAACCAGACCGUCCACAUCGACAUCGAUCCGACGCAGAUCUGUGGCCAGAAGUUCGCCCGAGUGCGCUGGAACGAUUUCGAGCUAAGCGAGUUCUUGGUUCAGCAGAAACAUAUUGGCGCCGCACUGGCCAACCAGCUCAUGAUGGACCAUUGCAAGAAGCUGUGGAAGGAUGUGCCGCAGUCCACCCCCGAGGAGAAGAACAACAACAGCAUCCAGGGCACAAAGACACCAAUGGACAUAGCCAGGGAGCAGUUAGCUUCUCGCAGAUCCUUGGCCGCUCGCCUGGAUGCCCAGCGUUCUGUGAACGUCACGCCCCCACGGCCCCUGAAUACGGAAGCAGCUGACUUUUCGACUAAACAGCUGCCUCUAUCCAAUGUGACAAAUGUGCAGGUGCUAACCCCAAGCCUGGCCAAUACUCAGAAGACGGCAUUUGUGCCGGGAAAUCCUUACAAUCGUGCCAAUUACCAGCCCGCCGAGCCGGCUGCUAACCAACCUUAUGUGCCCAAGUCCCAGCCCCGAUCGAUCCACAACUAUUACAAUGUACGACUGAACAAACCGGUGCAGAACAUGCCACCACCCCUUUCACUGCUGCCGUUUAAGCCAAGCUCAAACCAGCAGCCAAACUACGUGCCCCUGAGCUAUGCUCCGCGUUUUACGCCACCGCCGCAUAUGGCUUUGUCCCAGCGAGCUGUGCAGCCUACCAUUCCCGCUUUCCGAAGUACCAGCCUAACGGUGGGCCUCACCUACGAUGUGUCUGUCAGCUAUGUGGAGAACGGGCCGCACUUGUUCUGGGUGCAGUUGAAGAGCUCGGACAACGAUCUGGACUCCAUGAUGGGCCAGAUCGAGCGGAUGCGCCUGCAGCCCUUGGCCAAAUCUCCUGAAGUGGGAGCAGCAUGUGUGGCCCGUUUCACGGAGGACAGACACUUCUAUCGCGCCCUGAUCAGCGCAGUUUACGAUCAACGCUAUCGCGUCGUGUACAUCGACUACGGCAACUCGGAGCUGCUGGCCAUCAGCGACAUUUACCAAAUACCCCCUGAGCUGCUUCAGAUUAAGCCGUUUGCCUUCCGUUUCGCGUUGGCCGGCACCAAGGAGAUUGAGCCGAUCGACGAGAGCAUGAAGCAGAUCUUCAAGAACUCCGCCUUGUAUAAUAGCUUCCAGCUCACCGUGCAGGCACCGGAAAGCGUGGGAUCCAUGCAGACCUGCCACCUAAGCCAGCAAGGAAAGAGCACCCUAGAGUUCCUGCGGCAGCUGAAGAACUCCCGUCAGGCCUACCCCAAAGCUGAGAACCUUAAAAACGAUGACGCCGUGGAAAUUCGAUAUAUUGACUCUCCUAGCAACUUUUAUGUCCAGAAGGUGUCCAAUAUCGGAGAGUUUGAACUGCUGAUGGACGAGAUGUUCUCCUACUAUAAUGCAAACCAAAAAGUGCCUGACCAACUGGUCCUGGGUGCUCCGUGCAUCGUUAAAUGCGACCAGGAGUGGUACCGAGCGGAGAUCCUCCGCGUUGAUGACUCUGUGAUUGUCCGCCAUGUGGACUUUGGCUACGAGCAGAACGUGAAACGUCAUCUGAUCGGCCACAUUGCCGAGAAGCAUUUGAAGAUGCCGCGACAGGCCGUCAAGUGCUGCCUGAAGGGCUUCGAGAACAGCGAACUGAGCAAAGACAAGAUCACCGACCAGUUCGAGAUGUUGGCCGAGGAGUCCAAUAUUCGCCGUCGUACGUUUAGCGUUCGAGUCUUUCGCAUCGAACCGGACGGCCUGAACGUAGUAAACCUGCUGGCCAAGAACCUGAAUGUGAUGAAGAAACUGUACAAACUGUCCAUGCCCUUCGAGCAGUAUCUGUCGCUGGAGAAGGGCCAGUUUAACGGAAAUGUUACUCGUACAGAGUCACUGGUCUCCUCCGAACUGGACAAGAGCAACGUUCUGAACUCCACCAGCAUUGGGGAGAGCGAGGAACGUUUGCCGUUGGUCCAGCAGUCAAGGGAGAAAGCGCCUCCAGUCCAAUCUGUUGAACCUCCCAAACAGCAGCCACCCAAGAAUGCCAAGCAUUCGGGCGACUGGGACAAGCGCAGUUCCACCUCAGCCAGCUCCAAGGAGAGCAAGCGGCAGCAGCAGCAGCAGCCAACCCAGCGCAUCGAUCACAACCUCGACUCCAGCUUCGAAACCCAAAGCACUGGCAGCUAUACCAGUGGAAUGAGUUCGCCCCGCAAGGGCAAUCGCAAUCAGAAUGGCCGCUCGCAGACCAAUUCGCCCAGGACUCCAAACGGAAAGCAGGAAGCGAACAAAAAUCUACGCUUCAACGAAUCGCCACGCAAGAACCAAGACGGCCAGAACCGAAAUUCGCCAAACCAGCGCUCACAGAACGCUCCGCAGGGCUUUGCCCAGAAGCCACAGCGACAGAAGUCUACCUUGGAUGGGACCGUCAGCUCGAAGCGCUCCAGCGGCAUGGAGAGCGAUGCAGCCUCGACAGCCUCGGAAUCUGUCAAGCCCGAGAAGUAUGUCCCGUUGGACAAGCCGUACAGCUUGCAGGACAUUAAGACUCCGCUCAAGGAGGUAGCCAGCCUGUCGUGGUGGGUGUCGCCCUUCCAGUUCUAUGUGGUAUUGAAGUCUGCCGCCACCAAGUACGAGGGUGUGCUGCGCGAGAUGCGUCAGUUCUACCGCCAGAAGCAGCACCAGGCUCUUCAGCUGAAGGUGGGCUCCACAGUUGUGGUGCGACAGCGCAAGGACAAUGCCAUUCUGCGAGCCACGGUGGUGGCCUGCAACCACAUGAUGCGCAAGUAUCGAGUCUUCUGCGUGGACACCGGCAACCUGAUCACCGUCACCUCGGAGGACUUGUGGCAGCUGGAACAGCGCUUUGCCGAUCCCCCCUGCUUGGCCCAUCGCUGCAGCUUCCACAGCGUUGUGGCCAACUACGAACCAGGCUACAUCGUGGACCGCAUGGAGAAGUUUGUUCCUGUCAGUGCCAAGGUGGAGUGCGAGUUUCUCUCCAAGGAGAGAACCAGCCACAGCUCAAGUGGCCAGAAUAACGUAAGGUCGUACACGGUGAACAUGUUUGUGAAUGGAACAUCUCUGAGGGACACGUUGGUCAAGGCUGAGUUCCUCACUGAGGUGGCGCCAGAGGUUCGUCUUAGCCUCCUGGCUGGUCAGCAGAUCAGGGGCAAGUUCACCUCCAUUCGGGAUAUGCUAAGCUUCAAAGUGCAGCUGGAUUACUGCAACAACGUGGACUUCCUGUGCAGCUACGACGACACAAAGUUCGUAAAGUCCAACCCUGAUUUGGCCAGACGCUUCAAGGACUUCUACGAGGGCAAGUCGUUUGCAUUCAACGUUAAGAGUGUCUGCGAGAACAACAUUAUUCACUUGCGACCUGUAAUGCCCCUCUUCAAAGAUGACCGCAAGGCCUUUGUGUGCGCCCACCCCGUGGUGUUGAGCUGUUUCAAGGCCCUCGUGGUCUACACCUCAAAGCCCUACCGCGUCUUUGUCCAGCCCCAGACCAUUGAUGGCGUUAUGAAGAGUCUCUUGGAUGACAUGUUUGAGUUUUACGAAGCUAAAGGCGACCGUCUCAGGAAGUACGAUGCCGGACAAGUGUGCGCCGCCCACAGCUCCGAUGGCAACUGGUACAGAGCCCGAAUCUCUGGCAAGGAUUCAAAAGCAGAAAACAUCGAGGUCUACUAUUUGGACUACGGAAACACCGAAGAAGUGAAGCGAACUGAUCUGAGGACAUUGGACGAUCAGUUCUACAAGUUCGCCAGCGGAUUUGCUGUCGAGAUUAAUCUGCCCUUUGGCCGUCCCAGCAAUGAGUCCAAGCUGCAAGCGCGCGUCUCUGAAGUUCUUCAGGAUCAGGUGGUCACAGUCACCUCUAUUGAGGUGCGUCGCACCCACAUCAUAGCCGACAUCAUCCUGGAGAACAAACAGAGCAUUACGGAUAUGAUGAAGGCGGAAAAGCUGAUUCCUGGCCAGGACUUGGACUACAUGCGCAAGCAGCUGGAGAAGGGCAAGUCACGCAACUACGAGUACAUCGAAACGGUGGACCUAACCCACGACGACGACGAGGAGGAAAAGGGACGCAAAGAUCAGGGAGGCAACAUCAAACAGAAUUCUCCCAAAAAGAAGCAACAAAACGACAGGGAACGAGAACCGAAGAAGCCUAAGCCAUCGGAGCCAGCAGUUGCUCCAUCGCCAAGCUCAUCUCCAGCUAGCAGUCCGAAAAAGGCGCCCACUCCAGUUCCCGUGGAGCCACAGCCGGUGGUCAAGGCAGUCCAGCCAGUCCCAGUUCCAGUGGCAGAGCCAGUCGCCAAGCCAGCUGCUGUUGAAAAAGCUCCCGAGCCCAUUCCUGAGCCUGAGAAGCCAACUAUCCCUCUAGAGGAUCCCUACAAAGACAUGGAGAAGGUAGUGCUGAGCCACUGCGAUAAUCCCGGCCGCUUCUUCGUCCACCCGAUCGAUCAGUUGGAGAAACUGCAUCGCCUCCAGGAGAACCUGCAGAUAGUCUCACCCUCUCUCCCGCAACUGAAGGUGUAUGUGGAUGGGGCUGAGUGCAUUUCCAUGUAUUCUGUGGACAAGAGCUGGUAUCGUGCCAAGAUCCUGGAUGCCGAACUGAUGGUGCUCCAGUUCAUCGACUUUGGCAACACCGACUGCGUCACUGACACCACUGACGUUAGGGAGAGCAUGUGGACGCACAUCGAUCCGUUCUGCCGGCCCUGCGCCCUGCCCAUCAGCCCGAAGGACACCGUCGAUUGGGUGGAUGCCGCCAACAGAAUCUUCAAUGAAUCGUAUACGAAAAUUAUCCAUUACGAGUACCUGUCGCAGGGCGACAGCCAGACGGUCAGCUACGUGAAGCUGUACAUCGAGGGCGAGGAUGUGGCCAAGAAACUGAUAGACGAGGGCUACGCCAAGCCCCUUGAGUACGUGGUCAGUGGCAGCAGCUGCUACAUUUCGCACGUGAAUGGCAUCAAUGACUUCUACAUCCAGCUGGAGCGGGAUUCCAAGGCCCUGGAGCUGAUUGAAAUGUUUUUGAGGGACAACGAGGAAAAACUGAAGCCCCUGGAGACUUUCGAGAAGGGUGCUAUUGUGGCAGCUCUCUUCGAAGACGAUGAGCUGCUGUAUCGAGCCCAGCUGCUGAGACAACUGCCCGAUGCCCGUUAUGAAGUGCUCUUCAUUGAUUAUGGCAACACUUCUACUACCUCCAAGUGCCUGAUCCUAAGCGAGGAGAUAGCCAAUCUGCCGAGUCUCUCCAAGAAGUGCUCGCUCCGCCUGCCGCAGGAUUAUGUCUCCUUUUCGCCGGAGGCUGAGACUAAGUUCGCCGAACUAACUGGCGAAGGCGAGCUGGUGUUCACCACCCAACUUCUGAAGCCCAACAAGGACCAUGUCAGCAUCCAUCUUCUCCUGGACGGGGAAAACAUCCUGGAGCGACUGCUCCCAUUAUGCAAAAAGCGGGAAACAAAGGCGGCCAGCAAGGAGUCGCUGGCGGAGGGAUCCGUCACCACCAAGGCGAUCAUCACGCACGUGGAGAGCACCUCUGAGAUGUACCUGCAGUUCAGUGAGAAGGAUCCGCUGAUGGACAGCAUUUGUGACAAGCUAAACGACGGGAACUUAGUGCCCAAGAAGGAGAAGGCCCGGGUUAAUGACAUGUGCGUGGUCCAGUUCGACUGCGACAAGGAGUUCUAUCGCGCCAACAUUCUGGAGAUUCUGGGGGAUAAGUAUCGCGUCCAGCUGAUAGAUUACGGCAACAAGACAGUGGUGGACAAGCUGUACGAGCUGCCCGAGGAGUUUGCUCUCAUUCAUCCCGUGGCCGAGAUCUGCAGCAUGGAACCGUGCGUGGACUUCGACAAGAACAAGACACUCGCCCUGGUGACCCUCGAUGCGCUGCUGGACAGCUGCAAUGGCAACGUGGUGGUGGAGUAUGUGGACAAGUCGGCACGUCCGCCAGUGGUUCGAUUGAAAACCAAGGACCCGAAGGGUCUGAACAUCUACGAUCAGUUGAAGAAGCUGAUCGAGGCGGAGCUGAAGGUCCUUCAGAAGAAGAACGAGAACUCCGAGUGCAUCAUCUCGCACGGCAGCUCCCCCAAGAGCUUCUAUGUGCAGCUGAAAAACAACUCGGCGGACCUGGAUGUGAUUGUGAAGGCGCUGGAGGGAUUGAAGAAGGAGGAACUGCUCCACUUGGACAGCAACGACAAGGACCUAAUUGGCGUGUGCUUCUCCCAGGAAGACGCCUUGUUCUAUCGCUGCACCAUCAAGUCUGUGUCGAAGGACAAGAAGAGCUUUGAGGUAUUCUUGGUGGACUACGGCAGCACCAUGACCGUGCCAGAGGUCUGGAAGCUGCCACAGGCUAUCGGUCACAUUCCCGCCUUGGCCCUGCACUGCCAACUGACCGAGAUUCCCAAGGAUGUGCCGGAUGAGAAGCUGAACGAGGCCUUUGCCGUGCUGCUCGAGCAGCACUUCGGCGAGGUCUUCCAAAUAACCACACAGCCCAACGAGGAGGAAUCGAAACCUCUGUUGGCUGUUUUGCGCCUCAACUACAAGGACUUUGCCCAGGAGUUGGCCAGCACGGUGGCCGGAGUGCAGAAGCCGCUGGAAGCGGAGCUGCACAACUGCAUUGUGGUGCAGUACGACGAUCCUAGAUCGUUCUACGUGCAGAUGGAGAGUGAUGUGGCGGCGCUGGAGAAGAUGACUGAUAAGUUGUUGGAUGCCGAGCAGGAACUACCUGUUUUUACUGACCUGAAGGUGGGGGCUCUGUGCGUGGCUCAGUUCCCCGAGGACGAGGUCUUCUAUCGCGCCGAGAUCGUCAAGGUUAUGGAGGAUGGCAAGUGCGAGGUGCACUUCAUUGACUUUGGCAACAAUGCGGUGACCCAGCAGUUCCGCCAGCUGCCCGACGACCUGGCCAAGCCGGAGCGCUACAGCAAACACUGCGAGCUGGAGGCGGCGACCAUUUCCAAGUGCGACAUCGCCCGCCUGCAGACGUUCAUCGAUACGCGCUUCUCCGAGACAUUCCAAGUGGAGAUACUGGCCAUCAAGGGAGAGGGCACCCAUGUCGUACGGCUGUUCUACCAGAGCACCAACAUUAGCGAGAAAUUGCGCCUGCAGGACGAGCAGUAAUCCUCUUCCGCCACUCGAGGGACAUAUCCACGAAUAGGAUGGCAAUUCAGGAGGAAAUUGUGAUUAGCUUUUGGCUAAAACAUGCGUUGUAUUAUCGAUUUAGUUAAACGAGUUAAACUUAUUCAAACGGCGGAGGCAUAUAUGAGGAUACCUCACGAUUUGAAUUGGCCACGAAGCUUCAUUGAUUUUUCAAGAAAAACCAAGUGAAAGCUACUUUUUAUUUCUAAAUAAUCAAAGAAUACUGAAAAAGGAAGGGAAAAUCAACAUUAUCACCACAAAAAAAUGAUAAAAACGAAAAAAAGCGAACAAAAAAAACGAAAAAAUAGUAAAAAACUCAAAAAAACAUACGAAAAAUACUUGUAAAACCGGAAAAAAAAUACAAAAAAAAACUUUGAGAUCUAGAUACAAUUUUCACUAACGAAUCAGAGUUAGUUAAAGGAAAAGGACGAUUUAUAUUUAUAUAUUUGCUCAACAAUUUUAUAUAAUCAACGAAGCGCUGUUGAAGCUAGCGAGUGGAGAAGUGGAGAGAAUACUGAACCUCCUGGUUAAUAAUUUAUUUUAUUCUAACUUAAUUUUGAAUUUCUUUUCUCGAUUAACACACUGAAGAUUUGUUUUUGAUUUACCUUCUCUUUUAUUUUACUACCCUUACUAUCAUUUAAACAACAAAUAUUGCAAAGCGAAGACUAAAUUUAAAAACACAAGGAUAUUGGAAUAUAGGCUUAUGUAUGAAAGCCUUUAAUCACGAUGUCAUAUUUUUCUACCAUUUCUUUUUCAUGUUGUGAACAAAAUAUUAAAUGCAAACCAAUAAAUGCGAUGAAAAGUAAA